Molecule: messenger RNA, 348 nt
Organism: Triticum turgidum subsp. durum (durum wheat)
Lineage: Eukaryota; Viridiplantae; Streptophyta; Magnoliopsida; Poales; Poaceae
Source: the annotation of a GenBank genome assembly
AUGAAUCUUCUGCUGGGUGAUUCACCUGAAACGCCAUUGAGCAGCAGAACACACACAAGAGGAUCAAGCCCCAACCUAAUGGACGCUGCUCCUUCCUGCCACACCCCUGUGUCCCGUUCAACUGGACAAGCUAUAAUAUGGAAACGGGAUGCUUUGCAAAUGCAGAGUAUCAGAUACUGGUGUUCUAUUGUUCUAUUCAUGACCCUACACAUGAUUACAAGUAUGUUGGCUAACAUGAUAGAUAGUACUACAUGUACGUCCAAUUUUCCUGCAAUUGGUUCAUUAGAUAGCCUGAGUAUUCACCAAAUUGUUCUAUACUUUAUCUUUGUCUUCCCCGAUUUUAAUUAA